UCUCCUCUUUUUUAGAAUUAUCUCUCAAACAACUCAUCUCUAUUUUUCUCUCUCUCUCUACUCUUAUUAUUGCCUUGUUAUUAAGGAAUUACAAAGACCCAAAUAAACCAAAGUUGUAGCAAAUUAAAUUAUAAUGGCGAAAUUCAGCGCACUCUUUUUGAUAGCUCUUAUUGUUUGCUCUACUACUCUAACUUUUGCUGUUCGUCCUAUGCAAAAUUCUCCUCAUGGGGAUUCAGAAAAAGAAAAUUUGAAGGUGAAUGAUAUUGAAAAUUGUGAAGGAGCUAGUGAUGAGGACUGUUUGCUGAGGAGAACACUCGUGGCUCAUACUGAUUACAUCUACACUCAAAGCCAAAAUCCUUGAAUAAUAUACUUUUUAAUUAUAUAAUACUCCCACCCGUACCUCGUACGAGUAUAUGAUUUCAGAUUUCACAGGAUUUAUCUUUUGGAGAAUUUAAUGUUAAUUACGUAGAGUAUGAUUACCAUUUACUACUUGGCCGCUUUAUCAAUCUAGAUUAUAUGAGUAUAUUAUAGUUACUUUAUUUAAUAUUUCUUUC
This is a messenger RNA of Chenopodium quinoa (quinoa), 554 nucleotides long. RefSeq names its product phytosulfokines 3-like. Lineage: Eukaryota; Viridiplantae; Streptophyta; Magnoliopsida; Caryophyllales; Amaranthaceae. Gene Ontology annotation, cellular component: extracellular region. The record is from RefSeq and is a predicted model, not a curated record. The coding region runs from base 134 to 361 and encodes 75 amino acids. Gene Ontology annotation, biological process: cell population proliferation. Gene Ontology annotation, molecular function: growth factor activity. The transcript has 2 exons.